AUGCGAUCGUGCAGUUCAUUGGAGAAGACUCCACGAGGAGCAUUCGCCGAAUUGCAGUACAAUAACAAGUAUCUUUGUGUACAAUACACAGAUGAUUACCCGUACACGACAGCAUUUGAAGAGAAUGUUGCCUUGGAGAACGAACGUGGAAGCAAUGCCAGAAAAACAGUUAUCAAUAGAAGAAUAUCCCUUCUUAACAGAAAAGUCCGCAGACUAAUAAGAUUAUUAAAUAUAGACGAAUGUGCAAGUAAUCCUUGUCGGAAUGGUGCUAAUUGUAAAGACAUUUACAAUGGAGUAUUAUGUUUUUGUACUGACGGCUGGGAGGGCUUAUACUGUGAAAAUGACAUUAAUGAAUGUCAACGUUUCACUCAUACAGACUUAGGGUGCCAGAAUGGAGCUACAUGUGUGAAUACUCCUGGGAGUUAUGAGUGCAAAUGUUUAAACGGGUGGCACGGUAUUCACUGCACUGAAAGGUCGACUGAUUGUAAUUCCGGAUCAUCAGCUGAACUUUGUGGCCACGGUACGUGCAUAAAUGAAAAUAGUGCUGAAGGAUAUAAGUGUAUAUGUGAACAGGGUUGGAAAAGUGAUAAAACAAAUCCAGCUUGUAUAGUGGAUGUUGAUGAAUGUUCGCUGGACAAGCCAUCAUGUUCCAUUAAUCCUCUAGUCGCAUGUAUUAAUACCCCUGGUUCUUAUAUAUGUGGACAUUGUCCUGCAGGGUACACCGGAAAUGGUUUUUAUUGUGCAGAUAUUGAUGAAUGUGCAAUUUUUAAUGGUGGCUGCAGCGUUUCUCCUACUGUACAAUGUAUAAAUACACAGGGAUCAAGAAUAUGUGGUCCAUGCCCUCCUGGCUAUGUUGGAGACGGUUUUUCUUGUAGCUAUCGAGGCAUAUGUCAUGUAAAUAAUGGCGGAUGCCAUUAUUUGGCUCAAUGUAGAGAUAACCCAAGAAUAAGUUCUACGUUUGUAGAGUGUUUUUGUCCUGAAGGCUUUGUAGGAUCAGGAAUUGGACCUAAUGGGUGUACAAAAAGAACUGGUGGAGAUCCAUGUUCAUCAAGUCCAUGUUUAUAUGGAACCUGCGUCUCCCGAGAUGAAAAUACGUAUGAAUGUCAUUGUACAUCUCAGUUUGAAGGGCGAAAUUGUGAUAAAAGAAAGAAUCCCUGUUCUCCCAAUCCAUGUUUAAAUGGGGCUUCUUGCAUACAAGUUUUCAACAUCUCCUUUGUUUGCAACUGUACUGCUUCAUUUACGGGACCCUUAUGUAACCAAGAAAAACAGGCUUGUGGUGGAAGGUUAACUGAUGAAUUUGGAACAUUGGAAUAUCCUCCACCUGGUGCAUCAUUAAGUAAUCAAAGGAGCAACUGCGCGUGGUUAAUUGAAACUAAACAAAAUCUUACCCUAAAUAUAGUUUUUGAUAAAUUUAACGUAUACAAGAGCGUUGAUUGCCAGACAGAUUGGUUGCAGAUACAUGAUGGGGCAAACACAGCCGCUCAUUCCUUGGGUCGUUUCUGUGGGGAUAUCCUUCCAGCAAAUGGAAGAAUUACCACUUCCCACAACAGUGUUUUCAUGUGGUUGAAAUCAGAUCAUUCAAAUAGUAACUUUAGGAUAACAUGGAAUAGUUCUGUACCAGCUUGUACCGACUACAUAACUUUUACUUCUCAUGGAGUUCUACAAUCACCAGGAUCGCCAGGAAAUUAUCCUCUAAAUAGAGAAUGUGAAUGGCACUUGAGUGCUCACCCAGGGAAACGAAUCGAGUUCCAUUUUUUUAAAUUGAAUAUUGGCCAUGAGACAAACUGUACAGGAGAUUAUGUAGAGUUUCUAGAUAGCUCUACAUCUUUAAAACGGCGACUAGCUAAAUACUGUGAAACAUCUCAACCAGAGCCUCUAACAUCUUUUGGUUCAGAUGUGGAAGUUCGUUUUCAUUCAGACGAAGUUGGAUCUCAUUCUGGCUUUCAGAUAUCAUAUACAGCUAUCGAAAGUUUGCCUGGAUGUGGUGGAGUUUUUACAUCGAAUAAAGGUGAAAUGCAAUCUCCAACGAUAGACGGACGAUAUCCGAGCGAUAUUAUUUGUGAAUAUGUCAUAAAAUCUGACAGCGGUUCAAGAAUAAAAUUAACGUUUCUUAAAUUUGAAUUAGAGGAAGCUACUGGCUGUGACUACGAUUACUUAGAGUUACAUGAAGGUGCAAACUCAUUAGCACCAUUGAUAGGCAAAUACUGCGGAAAAGAGUUACCAGCUUCAUAUACAUCCGUAGAAAAUGUCUUGUGUAUUAUUUUUAAAUCAGACUUCAGUUUACAAGAAGGAGGAUUUAUUAUCAAAUACGAAACAGUCUGUGGUGGAAUAUUUGAAGAACAGUCUGGAACUAUUUCUUCUCCAGGAUAUCCAUCAAAUUACCCUGAAGAUAGAAUAUGCGUAUACGAAAUAAUCCAACCUGCUGGUAAAAUAAUUGAACUAGUUUUUCAAGAUGUAGACUUGGAAAGUUCUUUGCAUGUGUGCAGCUUCGAUUACAUAGAGGAAAAAUUUGUUGCUCCUGACNCCUUGGAGAAUAAUGAGUGCCAGUAUGACUGGUUGGAAAUUCGCAAUGGUGGAACAUCUUCAUCUCCUUUGAUUGGAAAAUUUUGUGGUACCACUAUUCCGCGAUUAAUUCCAUCACAUACCAAUCAGCUCUUUUUACGAUUUCGAACAGACGAAGUAACAGAAGAUAAGGGUUUUCGAAUAUUGUGGUCAGCUACUUCUACAGGUUGUGGAGGCUCUUUGUCAUCUCCAGAUGGAGUGAUUAUAUCACCUCAAUACCCUGAAUCCUACAGCAGCAAUUUGGAGUGUUAUUGGCGUAUAUCAACGAACGUUGGUUCUUUCCUCAGAAUAACAAUUACAGAUAUUGAACUGGAACAGUCCGAUUGCAACUCAGAUUAUAUUCAGAUUUACGAUGGCUUGCAAAAUUCAAAGCUUCUAGGAGUGUUUUGCACCAUGAAAAAUGUAGUUCCCAUUCAUUCAACGUCAAAUCAUGUUGGCAUUAAAUUUGUAUCCGACGGGGCCAUAGAAGGACGUGGAUUCCAUUUCUGUCGCAAAACUCAAAGUGAAGCACUGUCCCAUGCUUUAGAAUUUGAAGCGGGGAAACAAGUUUCCAAGGGUCAUGCACGAGCGCGACAAGUCAAAAUCUGCAAUGGCACAAUUACAAAGGAAGGUAUUGCGUCGCUCAUCAAUGAAUAUAUGAGAGGAAAGCCACUGCUACAGACGCGAGAGCUGAGAAUUUUGCUCGAGACUGCAGGAACUACGUCGGUCGUUCUAAAUGCUGGAAUUGUGGAAGAAUGGCUAAGAUCAGCCAACAUUGUGGGGCACAGUUUGGCUCACACUCCCCAAACCCCCGAAGAAGGGCAUCCAACACUAUCGGUCGGUCUGAUGCGGUAUCGGACUGACGAAUUCGACCUUUGGCUGAAGACCGAUCUGGACUACAGCUACCGGAGUUUGACAUCGAGCAUCACCCAGAUUUACGAUGGCUUGCAAAAUUCAAAGCUUCUAGGAGUGUUUUGCACCAUGAAAAAUGUAGUUCCCAUUCAUUCAACGUCAAAUCAUGUUGGCAUUAAAUUUGUAUCCGACGGGGCCAUAGAAGGACGUGGAUUCCAUUUGCAAUAUUCUACAGAUUGUAGAAAUACUGUUACUGGGUUCAAUGGGGCCAUAGAGAGUCCUAAUUUUCCUAAUAACUUUCCUCAUGAAAUGAAUUGCACAUGGAAAAUUGAAGUGUUACGAGGGAAUAAAAUAAACCUGACCAUUUCUCGUUUAAGUCUUUUAAAGGAAUUCCAAUUGGAUUCGAAGAAUUGUUCUAUAAAUUAUUUAGAGACUAGCUGUCGCAAAACUCCAAGUGAAGAACUGCCCCAUGCUUUAGAAUUUGAAGCGGGGAAACAAGUUUCUAAGAGUCAUGCACGGGCGCGACGAGUCAAAAUCUGCAAUGGCACAAUUACAAAGGAAGACGCGAGAGCUGAGAAUUUUGCUCGAGACUACAGGAACUACNACACCGCUAAAGGAUUUACUGCCAAUUAUAUAACGGCAUGUGGUGCGCGAAUAACUACAGAAGAUAGUGGUAUUAUUGGAAAACAUACCUCUUUGCAAUAUGGCGGCAACAAUUAUUGCAUUUGGACAAUAUCUGCUGCAAACCCAUCCCAGCAUAUUUAUUUUACAUUUACUCACAUAUUUCCCGACAAUUCCUUCUCUGACGAUAAUUCCACUGUCAUUGCGACGGUCCAUAACGGUGACAGCGACACUGAUCCAAUUUUACUAAAACUCACUCCGCUCAACGGCCAGCAAGAAGUUUAUACAACCACGAGCACUGGUGAUAGUUUACAUAUUAUAACUCGAAACGAUAUUGAAUUUGAAGCAUCUUAUUCUAUUCUUGAAACAAGCUGUGGAGGUAUGUUUAGUCAUAUGAACGGCUACUUCGCUUCUCCUUAUUUUCCGAAAAGUUAUCCAGUAAAUAUGGAAUGUGAAUGGAUUAUUCAAACAUCUCCAGGGUGGUCGGUGUCAUUGAGCUUUGACCAUUUUGAUAUCCUGGAUUCUGAAGAAUGCGAUGUAGAUUUUCUGGAGAUACGAGAAGCAAAUUCAACUGGAAAAGUAUUACAAAUACUAUGUGGUGACACAAUACCCGCAACUGUAUCAUCAAGGAUCAACUUAUGGGUACUGUUUAAAAGUUCUGAAUCAAACUUAACCGGAACUGGUUUCAAAGUGCAUUUUAGCCUAAGCCCUGCAAGUGAAUUAAGUGGUUCAUUUGGACAAAUUAUGUCUCCCUUUUAUCCAUUGUAUACUGCACACGAUAUCAGUACUCAUUGGAAAAUAACAGUUCCUUUUGGACACUGCAUUUCACUAGACCUUAAAAAUAUUUACAAUAGGCUGUGUGUUGAGUUUAAACUACUGGCAAAGGUACUUUGGGUAUUUGAUGGGCACGACAACAAUGCCAGACUUCUAUAUAGUGGUUGCAGUGUAUCAGAUAAACCAAUAAGAUCUACAUCAAACGUAUUGUAUAUCAAAUGGGAAUCCAUUUAUGAUUCCAGAUUUUCAUUGGCAUGGAAUGAUAUGGGGAAAUGCACUAAUACAAUGAACACCAAUAUCGCUCGAAAAUCUUCUAAAUGUGGUGAAGAAAUAGCAAUUGACAUGUCAUUAGUUUCUAAUUAUAAAUUAACAUCACCUGGUUAUCCUCAUGGUUAUGGUUCCAACUUGGAAUGCACAUGGACAUUUUAUACUAUGGUACCAGAAAACCAUUUAGCUAUUAAUUUUAAUGAUAUCAAUCUUGAUGAUAAUAUUGAUAAGUGCUUCUUUGACAAAAUUGAAAUUUACACUGAAAAUGAAUUAAAUGGAUGGAAAAUUCAAGAUACAAUCUGUUUGCCUAAUGCAACAAAUACGGUUUUCAAUUAUGGAAGUUCUGUUAGAUUUAUUUUCAAGAGUAAUCGGUACGGAAACGGUUCUGGAUUUUCUGCGAAUGUUUUACAAGAGUGUGGUGGAAGUAUUACUGAAAGUAAUGGCUUGAUUAAUAUAAAUGAAACGUAUUUGAAAAUGUAUCAAUCAAACUCUACAAGUAGACUAAUAUGUCAAUGGAAUAUCACUGUUAAAACGGGGGAAUAUCACUGGGUGAAACUCAAACGAAUUGAUAAGGGAAGCAGGAUGAUCAAUCAGAUAUGGAGCAUCAAUAAAAAUUCCGAAAGGAACAUGAUUGAGAGAUACUGUAGUGAUCUUAAUUAUGAGACCCAGUUAACUGUAAAUUCCGAUAAAGUUGAAAUACACUUUGCAACUGAUAGCUCAUUUAUUGGAGAUGGAUUUCGAUUGGAAUGGCAACAAUUUGGAUGUGGCGGUAUUUUGAAACGUCCUUCAGGAAGUUUUACGUCUCCUAACUAUCCGCAAUCCUAUCCUCCUGGCGUUACGUGUAAAUGGAUUAUUGAAGUAAAUUAUGGAAAUAGUGUGGAAUUACUUUUCAAAGAAAUUGACACAGAAGACAGAUUUAAAUUUGGAAAUGAUUAUAUAGAAGUCAUUAAUGGGCCCGAAAGUGAUUAUCCUGUUCUAACUACUUUGAGUGGUCGUCAUUCUAAGCCCGUUGUAGUAACAAGUACCGGAAAUUUUAUGACCGUCUUAUUUAUUAGUGGCGAUUUAAGUAUGAAUGGGAAUGGAUUCAUAGCUAGUUAUUCUUCUAUUCCUUCAAAGUGUGGAGGAAAAUUUACAGCUUUCAAUGGUUCGUUUCAUUCACCUAAUUAUCCAUACAAUUAUCAACUCCAAGAAAGCUGCGAAUAUUACAUUGAAAUAGAAGACAGUCAUACAAUAGAACUGCUUUUUGUUGACUUUGACAUUGCAAGUGAUUCUUCCUGCAAUCAAAGUUAUAUCAAAAUAUAUGACGGUCCUACACAAGCAUAUCCCACGUUGAAAAAGUUGUGNCCUAAUCUUGUCCAAAGUGACGUAUACUGUGAAUGGACAAUCACGGUAUCCAAUGGAAGACGAAUUACAUUAGAAUUCCUAGACUUAGAGUUAAGUUCGAAUUUACAACAUGAACAAGGCAUUGCUUACUCUUUUGGACAAGAUCCACGAAGUGAUGUCGCAUUUUUGAAAAAAUAUGAAUCCGGCCAAAUAAUUAAAUCAUCAGAAAAUGUUUUAAUUCUGUAUUUUUGGAACUAUAUACCAUCAAAUGUUCGUGGAUUUAAAGUUCAAUUUUUAUCAAAUGAACCCACAGCAUGUGCUUCAGAUUUUUCUAAGCUAUCUGGAGUGCUUACUCCACCAGGAGAGAAUAUGACGCAUUACACUUGCUCUUGGGUUCAUGUAAUAAAUAGUGAUAAUGGACAAACAUUAAGCCUCUCUAUACAAUUGAAUAGUAAUAUUAAUAAAGGAAAUCACUUUUGUGCUACUUACGAUUCUGUUUUGGAUGUAAUAAUUGGAGAUUCAACCCCCUUGGCCAAGUUUUGUGCUGGCUACCAAAGUUCUGUCAUACUAUCACCAUAUAUUGUUACAAAGAUCAAUGUUUACAAAAGUGAAUCACACAACUUCAACUUUACCGUUGAUUACGAAACCUAUCCUUGUGGGGGGAUAAUAUCUGAUCCUAUAGGUUCUAUUUCCAGUCCAAAUCUGCUAGAUCCCUUAAAUGGAAAAAUUGAUUGUGCAUGGAUAUUUAAAUUACCCUCUGACGAAGCUAUAAUGGUUAACUUCACUACCUUCCAUUUUAACUCAAACUGUGACGACUCGCAUUUAACUAUGUAUAGCGGUAGUUCACCAAUGAGUCCACGAAUAGGAAAAUUCUGUAGAGAUCAGUUGCCAAAAGAUUUCCACAUUCAAAACAACGAGUUGCUAAUACAAUAUCAUCAGAACGACAAAAGUAAAAUAUUAAACAAUUUUACUUUAUCAUAUGAAACAGUAAGUGAAGGAUGCGGUGGCUUAUUAUAUCAUCCUGAUAGAUUAUUAGAAACUCCUGGCUAUCCUAAAGAAUAUCCUAGUAAUUCUGAAUGUUUCUGGGAAUUAAACGCUGAUGACGGAUAUCAUAUUCGUCUAGAAUUUAUUUACAGGUUUCAUUUAGAAAGUAGUCAUAACUGUACUAACGAUUACUUAGAGAUCUGGGACUAUAAGGAUGAUAACUGGAAAUCCCUUGGGCGAUACUGUGGAAGAAACAUUUCCCGCUAUAUUAACUCUACGUCUACUAAAAUGAAAUUACUUUUUAGAAGUAACGAAAAAAUUAAUGCUGCUGGUUUUAAAGUAAAAUGGUCUUUCCAAUGUGGGGGCAUUCUUGAAGCAGAUAAAAAAAUAAGAUAUGUUUUGAGCCCAGGGUAUCCAAAAAAUUAUCCAGAAAAUUUACAUUGUGUAUAUGAAAUUCAUGCGCCUGGAAAAGUAAUUAACAUCGUAUUCAGUGAUUUCAAUUUAGAGAAAUCGCUUGACUGUAAAUUUGAUUACAUUUCCAUAACUGCCCGACUUAGAAGGGGGAAAUCUGACUUGCGAGCUCCAAAAUUGUAUUGUGGGUCAAACAAACCAGCUCCAUUACGUUUCCAAGACUUUAUCGCAAUAACAUUUAAUAGUGAUUCUAGUUCGGUUGACAAAGGCUUUAAAUUCUCUUUCAGUACAGAUGAUUGCGGUGGUAGAAUAACAGCACCUACAAUAAUAUCUUCUCCAAGAAGGGAGGGAUACGUUCAAAAAAGCUUCUUCGAUUAUUUCACUACCUAUUCUUCGUGCCUUUGGAAUAUCACCGCUCCUUCAAAUAAGCAUGUUAUUGUAGAGUUUAAACUGUUUGAAAUAAUGCACAGUCAUGGAUGUAAUUUUGAACAUUUAGACGUGUAUGACGGAUCUCAAUUAGACGCAAAUUUAAAAUUAUCACGUUUGUGCGGAAAUCUUACAGAUAGUCCUCCUGUAUUUAAAUCAACUGGAAAUUCACUCCUACUUAACUUAAGAACAAGCUUUUCUAUCAAUAAUGCUGGUUUUCAGGCCUAUGUUUAUUUCCAAUAUGGUGCGGAAGUGGGUUGUGGUGGCAAUUUGUUCAUCAAUGAAACUCGAGUAAUUUCUCCAUCAAACAUUGCCGCUAUAAUGGAUUGUCAGUGGCAAAUCAAAACAACGGAACCGUCUGUAAUAAAAAUUGAGUUUCUUGAGCUUAAUUUAGAAGGCUGUUUCUAUCAUGAUUCUAAUACUAACAAUACCAGUUGUAUUCCUACAUACAUAGAAAUUCAUGAUGGACCUAGUUUUGUAUCCGAAACAAUAGAUAUCUUAAAUAGCUCUUGGCACGUUUUGCCAACCUACCUGACUACAAGCAAUUAUCUAUGGAUUCGAUUUUUGGGGCUAAAUCUACCAAUUACUGGAUUUCGAAUACGUUUAAGACCUAUAAGCUCGCCAUGUGGCACAUCGGUACUUAAGGUAACAAAUGAAACAGGUACACUAAUGUCACCAAAGUAUCCUGAAAGUUACCCUAACAAUAUUAGAUGCAAAUGGUUGUUAAACACCAAUGAUUACUUUGAGAAGAUAAAAAUUGAAUUUAUUGACUUUGAUUUAACUUAUAAUCAAGAUAAAUCAUUUUGCAAAGAAGACAGAAUAGAAAUUUCUGAUAAACACAGUUUCAAUAAAGUUACAGAUGCCUUGGGCACAACAACUCUACUCCGUGGAAAACAUGCAUAUCCAGUGUUUGCUGCUAGUUGGAUACCAACAGAUACUCAUCAAUUCUGUGGAAGAAAUUCAAGUGGCUUUACUUAUUAUUCCGGAAGCAACGAAGUUAUUGUUUCCUUUUAUGGUAGCUCUAAGCCUCAUGGGAAGGGGUUUCGGUUGGAAUUUUCUAGGACAGGUUGUAGUCGUAAUUACACUAACUCUCAAGGUCGAAUAAAAUAUGAUCGUUACAAACCUGAAAACUGUUUCAUGCUUAUUUCUACUCCCGAGAAUACAACUAUUUCGCUGUAUUUUAUGAAAUUUGCAAUUUUUGACACGUCAACCUGUUCAGAUAAUUUUCUUUUGAUAUAUGAUGGAAAUUCUACUAGUAGUCAUGAAUUAGCGCGGCUAUGUCGAUAUACAGUUCCAAAUCCUAUAUUUUCAUCUGGAAACCAGUUACUUCUACAUUUAGUUGUAAAUCAACAAAUAGCUAUGUUCUUCGAUCUUCUUUAUGUUUCCUCUUCUGGAGCUAGAGGCUGUGGCGGGAAGAUAUUUGAUUAUACGGGUAAAUUUACUAGUCCGCUAUAUCCUCAAGCUUACGGCAAUAGCAUGACCUGCACAUGGAGUAUAACAGUUCCUUAUGGCUUACAAGUACACAUAAAGUUUCCUGUUUUUGACAUACAAGGCCCCUGUGAUCAGAAUUACGUCACUGUUUCAACUUAUGACACAUUUGGUGCAGUGUUAAAACACAAAUUUUGCAAGAACAGGUAA
Agrilus planipennis (emerald ash borer) is the source of this 9837-nucleotide messenger RNA. Its product is annotated as cubilin homolog. The record is from RefSeq and is a predicted model, not a curated record. NCBI's taxonomy places the organism in Eukaryota, Metazoa, Arthropoda, Insecta, Coleoptera, Buprestidae. Gene Ontology annotation, molecular function: calcium ion binding.